Molecule: messenger RNA, 5483 nt
Organism: Argiope bruennichi
Lineage: Eukaryota; Metazoa; Arthropoda; Arachnida; Araneae; Araneidae
Product: lachesin-like
Exons: 6
Coding region: 44-1126 (360 amino acids)
Cellular component (GO): neuron projection
Source: RefSeq, a predicted model, not a curated record
ACGCUUCAGAAGCUGCCGUUAAGGCGUGACUGCUGUUUUAAAAAUGUUGCUUGUUGGUAUUUUGAUAUUUUUUGUAAACAUAUGCUAUUUCGUUGUUGCUCAACGUAGCCCUACUAUAUCAUAUAUAUCCCAGGAGAAAGUUGUGAAUAUUGGUGAUACCGUUGAACUGGAUUGUUCUGUACAAUAUGCUGAGGAUUAUUCUGUGGUUUGGUUAAAAACAAAUCCGAAUAUCCCUUCGGAUCAGCUGUUUAUAUCAUCAGGAACACAUCAAAUUGUCCCGGGAAAUAGAUACUCUGUUCGAUUUGAUGAUGGCACAGGAACAUAUACUUUAGCAAUAAGUAAACUACAAGAGAUUGAUGCUGGGCUUUAUGAGUGUCAAAUCAUAACAGGACCUGCUAGCAAAUUGAAAGCCAAUGUUUGGGUUUAUGUCCGAUUGCCUCCUGUUAUAUCAGAUAACAGUACUAGGUCUGUCAUUACCAGUUCUGGUUCUACAGUAGAACUGAAUUGUUAUGCGUCAGGAUAUCCACCUCCAAGAAUAUCAUGGCGAAGAGAAAAUAAUGAAUUAUUGCCCACUGGAGGUUCUGUCUACAUUGGUAGCAAAUUUACAAUUUUCAAUAUUACCAAGGAUGAUAGAGGUACCUACUACUGUGUAGCUGACAAUGGAGUUGGUAGUGGUAGUCGUAGAAACAUUGGGGUAGAAGUUGAAUUCCGUCCAUUUGUAACCAUUGAGCGACCUCGUUAUGGCCAAGCCCUUCAAUAUGAUCAAAUUCUUGAAUGCCAUGUUGAGGCCUUCCCUUCUCCAUCUAUUAUGUGGGUAAAAGAUGGUAUACAAUUGAAUGAUAAUCAACAUUAUCAGAUCUCCAUUUUUCCAACAGCUCAAGAAUUUACAGAUACUACACUUCGUAUCAUUACUGCUGAAAAAAGGCAGUAUGGGUUCUACACUUGUAAAGCCAUAAAUAAAUUAGGUUCACAUGAGAAAGUUAUUGAGUUUUUUGAAACCCCAAACGUGAUUUGUCCACCGGCUUGUGGUGUUGAUCUCUACAGAUCCGAUGCAUCAGUCACUAAGCCUUGGCAUCUGUAUUUCAUUUUGAUGUCGUUAGUUACAGCAGUUAGUGUAUUCUUGUAGUCACAAAUUGAAAUCUUCAUGAUCAUCCAGCCAACUUAUUACAAACGUUUGGACCAAAGGAAAUUUUGAAAUGGAUUUGUAUAUUUUUUAUGUUUAAUGUAACACUGUACCAACAGAAUCUCUUUUAUAGAUAUAAAUCAUCACUCAGGUGUUCAAGUGCAUUAUUUAGAGCUAUAUUAUUGAUCAAUAGUUUUUGUACAUUUUUAAGAAUAUUUUGAGGUUUCCAGAAGUGUAAUAGUUAAAUGGUUGGAUUUUUUUCAUCAUUAUUUAUUGUUAUGUAAUGAUGUGUGUGCGUGUACUUAGAGUAGAUAAAAGUCAUCUAUUAACACAGUUUUAAGAUUUCUGGUACUUUUUAAAAACUUUUAUAUUUGUUGGGUUGUUUUUUAUUUAUAUGUUAUACUUUUUACUCGAUUUUGAUGAAACUACGUGCAGUAUUUUAGUACUUCCUUUUUUUAAAUUUAUUUUAGUUAAAAAUUACUUUAUAUAAAGACAUGAAAGGAUUGAGUUCACAAACUUUCUAGGAUAUUGAUAUAUAUAUAAUAAGAAUUUUUACUAAGUGUUUACGUAAUUAUUGCAAUGAUAGCAGUUCAGGAUAAAAUUGAGCAUUAUUAUCUUGAAUGAUGACAAUCUAUGUGGUUAAAUCUAAUUAUAUCAGUGGUUCUCAAACUUUUUAAAAAAAUUCUUUGUGUCCUUGCUGUAUCCAGAUAUUUCUGAACAACAUUAUUUCUGCUCGUACUUUGUGCCAGAUGGUCAAUAAUUUUUAACAUUAGGAAUAUUUUAAGUUACCAAAAGUUACUGAAAUUUUUUGAAUAAUUAAGUUUUGAUCGUUAAUUAUUAUAUUAAUAAUGGACAAGCUAUUUUUAUUUCUUAUAGGUUUUGACACUAUAUUUUGAUUUUAUAACAGCAGUUGGCAAAAACCUAACUUCCCUUAAAUAAAAAGUUGUAAAUAAAGUCAAAAUUCGCUGAGCAAUUUCGUAUAUCUUUUUUCCACUUAAUUGUGUGUAUAAUUGAAGAAUUAGAAUAGGCUACAAAUCUCCAUUAGCCAUUUAUAUUUGUUCUCAGCCUCUGUUUGUAAAAAUUUCUAUCCUGAGGAAUAUUGGAAAUCUAACAAUUGAACAAACUAUUAUGAGAGUGGUACUUAUAUAUAUGAAAUACAAAGUAUGUAUUGUCUAUUGGAGCUUGUGCUAACCACUUGCUUAUUAAUUCUACUCAGAUGUUGCAAGCUAUGAAAUUCAAUUUAAAAUAUAAUUAAUGAAAUUAAAUAAUGUUUCUUAAUAUCCCUGUGAGGAAAUUGGUUAAAUGGGAUUUAAAGACCCAGUUUUGGGAACCGCUGAAUUAAGUUUUUAGAUUUACUUGUGUCUGAUAUGUAAUGCUUCCAAUUUAAAAACUUCCUACAAUUUUGUUACGAUUUGCCAAACUUAUUUUAUAUUAGAUGACGAAAACUUUAGAUAGUUUUUGAGGCAAGUUAUAUCAAUAAACUUUAUUGUUGCUAGGCAGAUUUGUACUUAUAAGAGGUAGUUAUUUCAUAUUUCUGGUAGAAGUAGUUCUUAAAUCUGGAAUUUUAAGGGAUAGGGAAUCAUAUUCAUACUUAUUUAAUGCAAAUCAUUUCAAUUUUUGCAUGAAAAAAUAUAUAUUCGAAGAAGUAUUUUACUAAUUAAUGUUUAAUUAAACCCUUCUUAAUUGACUUUAAUCAACAUAAAGCAUUGUCUUUGAAAUCAAAUGUUUUUAACUACAUUUUCUCGAUUUUUAUUUUGUGAUAAACUGAUGUUUUUAAUAUUUAAAACUUUUAUCCUUUUCUCUUAAAUGAAUUCGUUUUUUGAUCCUUCAUUGUGCAGUUCAGGUAAUGCAAUAAAUUUAUAAGAAAUUAAAUAUUCUUGCAGCUAUUUGUGCACAUAUUUGUUAAUAAUUUUCUGGCAUCAGAAAAUUUUCUUUUAAUGUUGUUUUGGAUUACUAUAAUUGUUUCCAUUUACCCAUUUUUUAAAAAUUUUGUUGAAGGGUAUGUGUACUUAAAUUUUUUUUGUUAUUUUGCUAUUCAAUUAAGUCAAUGUGCAAUUAAUUAUUGGUUAUUGCAGUUAUGUUUCUGUUUGGUUUUUAUUUGAAAUCAGUAAAAUGUUUGUUGAUUUCAUUAAUAAUAAUUGCUGAAUUAUGCAAUUAUUUAUAUUUUAUCAAAUAUACAGAAAUUUGAUAAUAGAAUCAAAAAGGUAAUAAAUGCCUUUUAUUGGCAUCCUGCAAAUUAGAAUAAUUUAUUUUUAAUUUAUAAAUUGAUGUAUUCAAUUUUUAGAUAUUUCUGGUUAUUUACUGUUGUGUCCUGUAUUUUUUAUAACAUUCCAUUUUACUCUGAUUUUGAGAAAAUGUAGUAAAAAGAUUUAAUUGGAUAGUAAACAAAUGAUUUUUUUUUUUUUUUUUUUUUUUUUUUCCUUUUAAAUCAGCAGGAACAUCAUGAAUCUUAUGUACUUGAUCUUCGUGUAAUUAUACACUUUCUUCUCAUUAGCCUGCUUUAUUUUAAUUUUGUAAAAAUUGGUAGCCUUUUGCUCUUUUAGCAAGUACAAUGACUAAAUAUUUAUUCUUAGAUUAAAAUAAUGUAUUUGAUUAAUGAAUCUAGAUAGAGCAUUUUGCAGUUACACAAAUGAACUUUUUUGUUUUAUACGCUCAAGUGCAUUUAUUUUUUUAAAAAAUUAUUGUAUUUAAGAUGGCAGUGCAGUUUUAAGGCCUUUUUUGUUUGUAAAUGUUAUGUAUUUUUAUGUGUAUUUUAUGAAUGUAUAUAAAUAUUUGUGUAAGUGGAUUUUUUUUUUUUUUAGUUUUGGCUGAAAUGAGUUGCAGUAUUUAGUACUUUCUUUUCUCUUGUCAUUGUUCUGUUAUUAUCAAGAUGAAUUUAUAUUUAAUUUUAUGAGUAUUUUUUUUACCUUAAGAAGUUUUUUUGAUUAACCUUAGGGAAUGGGAUUUUAAUAUCCUUAUUUUAUGUUCGCUUUAUCUACUUUUGUAGGGAUUUGUAUUAAAAAUCUGUGAAAAAUAGUAAAUAUGACCUAAUAUUUUUUUAAUGCAUUUGAUCUGAUUUUUAUUUUAAAUAUAAAUGUUAUAUUAUUAAUGCAGUGUAUAACAAUCAGGAAUUUUAGUGCAAUAUAUAAAAUUAUUAUAUGGGGUUGUUAAAAUCAAAAAUGAAGUUCCUGAAAAAAAUUUAAUAUAUUCAUAAAAACAAUUAAUAUAAUUUAUUUUGCUAUUUAUAAUACAGGUGUCGUAGAAAUAAUCUGUUUGAUUAUAUUUUAUAUAGGUAUCUAUUCUUUUAUAUGUUUUCAUAUAUUAUCAUUAUUAUAUACAUCUCGCAUUUUUUUUUUAAAUGAUAAAUUUCUUUGAAAUUCCAAAAAAGAAGAAAAAAUAAUAAUGAUCGAUAGUGAAGAAAAUGUAGUAUUCCUAAAUAUUUAUGGGUAUACUUUUUGUAAACUUGAUGGUGCAUACUUCUGAAAAUGCUUCUUAUCUACAGCUAUAUUCUUAGUACAAAUAUAAAGAAUUUAAUUUGAAACAUUCCUUCUAUUCAUAUACACGAUUUAUUAUUUCUCGUAAAUUAUAAAAUUAUUCUUAUGAAUGAACAUUUACUUUUUUUAAUGAAAUGUUCCUUUCAAUACUGAUGAUUCGUAGCUUAAAACAACUGCAGUGUGAAAGACGAAACUAUAACAUUUUAUAUGCUCAUGUUAGCCGUCCAAGUCUUUUCACUGUUGUUUCUUGUCUUUAAUGCUGGAAUAUUUUAUAUAUGAAAAGAUAUAUUUGCUAUCACAUACACUUUUGUACAUCUUUUUUUUUCCAGUCUUGUAUAUAUAUAAUUAAAUAUGUGCACAUGAUUAGAGACAAUUUGCUGAGUUCUUUAUUUUAUUCAUAUGAUUUCUUUAUCUAAGCAUAAUUUAAUAACUUUUACUGUAAAAUGUUUUAAUAUAUUUUUAAUUGUGAUUUUUCAAAUCUUAUGGUUUAAAGUUCUUAUCAUUAUAAUACUGAAAAUGUUCUUUCUUUAGAAAAUUUUUAUUUUUAUUUAAGAUCUUUAUAAUAUUUAUUUAUUGUUAAGUCAUUAAUUCAGAAUUUUGUACUUUAAUGCACAUAAACAUGAUUGAUCUUUGUAGCAGUUUGAAAAAUCACUUCUAGAAUUGCUCAAAUAAUGUGAUAGAUUAAGAAUCUCAUUGCACUGCAGUCAUUUAAACUUUUAGGAUGAUUCAUUUUAUAUGAAAGUGCCAGAUUGGCCUUGAAAAUUAUAAAACUGGAUCAAGCACGCACUGAAAUGUAUUCUUUUCACCAUGUAUUUUGAAUGUGUUCUUGAUCAGAAAUGUUUGUAAUUUUUUUUUCGUAUAGAAAAAUAAAAAUUUUGUACUAUUUA